Messenger RNA from Lytechinus variegatus (green sea urchin), 815 nucleotides. RefSeq lists its product as uncharacterized. The transcript is spliced from 3 exons. The record is from RefSeq and is a predicted model, not a curated record. Lineage: Eukaryota; Metazoa; Echinodermata; Echinoidea; Temnopleuroida; Toxopneustidae. The coding region runs from base 99 to 815 and encodes 238 amino acids.
GUUAUUAAACCACCAUUAACUGUUUGGCCAGAGUUAACAGCCCAGCAACAGGAAACUCCGAGUUGGACAGUCUCCUCCAAUUCUCGCCACCAUGCAGGAUGGUCGAGAGUGUCAACAACAACCAUUCCAUCGAGGAGAAGGCGGAUCAUUUCAGAACUUUUUCCGUGGCCACUGAUAUUGGAGGCAAACCCGACACAUCGACGUCGACUCCGGCAUCGGCGACAUCGAACCUCAAGAUGUUGCCUCUUUUCCCGGAUGGGUUUGUCGAUGGGGAGCAUUACGAUGAAGUUAGCGUAGGACUUCAAGAGACAAUGUUCGAAGGCAGCAUCGAGCAUAAGAACAAUUCGAACCACGCGCAGCAGGACUUUUUCUGUCAGUUCAACACCCCACCGGCACUUCUUGGUGGGGAGGACAAUGACGACCAUGGAGAGCAGCGGCUGAGCUCGACCCACUCUUCACCGACACUCUCCCACCACGAGUGCAUCCAAAUCGACUCUAAGACGUACAGCGCCCCCAAUUCGCCUCAUGGGAAACCACCGUUAUCGCGACACCCGAAGAAAAAGCUCGUUCGGAGACAGUCUUCCCCACCGACCAGUUCCGCAAACGCCGAGGAGACGGAGGACGACGCCGAGGACAUCCAAAAUGUAUCGCCAGAUUCACCGAGCACCAGGACUAAAUUCAGGAGGAGCUUUUUCAAGCGUUUUUCGGCUGGAAACAAAGAGGAAUUACAAGGGAAAUCAAGAGCGUUGUCGGUGAGAGAGAGAAAAGUCCAAAAGAAGGCACAACCCGAGAGCAAGAAGCGAUUUGGAUCAUAA